UCGGUUGUCGUGUGCUGGAUUCAAGAUGCCUGUACCAAACUGAAAUUUCCAAAGUACUUAGUAAUAAGAUGGAAACUCCUCCUCCUAUCUCCAAUUCCAUGGCAGAAAAUUCAAUCCAGUAGCUCAGCUAGUAACCUGCUGCUACUACUCCCUCUCAUAUUCUUUCUUUUUCAUCAACUAAUUCAUCUGCUCCAAAGAAGAUAACAGUGAUGUCGGCCAAAGAAAGCUUGGGCUUAGAGUACUGGCUUCAAUGGCAAGUUGCCGUGUGUGCUCUAAUCUUCAUCAUCCCUACUACUGUAGCUUUGAGGCUCAUCAAUAGGCAGCGAAAGGACACAGAGUAUCCUACCAAGUCCACUGAUCUGUGGGUCCCAUGUUGGCGAAAUCUCCAUCCUCUUUGGCUUCUUUUCUUCAGAGCUUUCGCCUUUGUUGCCAUGUCCUUCUUGCUUUUUCAGACUGUGUCCAGCUUUGGCUUCUUCGACUUCUUCUUCUACACACAGUGGACGUUUGCUUUGGUUGGGGUCUAUUUUGCUCUGGGAACCAUUAUAUCGGCGCGGGGAUGCUGGUUAUAUACAAGAAAUCCCCUCUCCCGGCGCGGGGAGAUAGAGAAAUUUCUUAAAACAGCUGCUCAAGAGAAUAGUAGCAAUGGGGCAUCCUCUGACCAACGACUUGGAUUUUGGGAAAACUGUAUGCAAAUUAUUUAUCAGACUAGUGCAGGUGCUGUUAUGCUGACAGAUAUUGUCUUUUGGUGUCUUUUGCUCCCAUUUAUGACUGGCGAAAAUUUUAAGCUCACCCUGCUAAUUGGAUGCAUGCACUCUGUAAAUGCUAUUUUUCUUCUUCUUGAUUCAGUCCUGAACAAUCUUCAAUUUACUUGGUUUGGUCUCACAUAUUUUGUGCUGUGGAGCUGUUGUUAUAUUGUUUUCCAGUGGACUCUACACGCGUGCUGCUUAAAUUGGUGGCCGUAUCCUUUCUUGGAACUUAACACUCCAUGGGCACCUUUGUGGUAUCUUGGAUUGGCUGUGGUCCACAUCCCCUGUUACGGAAUAUAUGCUCUGCUUAUCAAAGCAAAAGGCCGACUGUUCUCGAGAAUGUUUCCACAGGCAUUUCUUAGGAGUGAUAUAGGAUAACACGGAGUUCAGACUUCACGGCAUGAUCACUAUAGCAUUGGCAUACUGCCCCUCAAAAUCCGCCUUUUGCUAAUCUAGCAUCUAUCUUAUGGCGUGCAGUGGCAGGAUGAAAAAGUACUCUAAUUCGAGGUUGUUGUUGUAUGCAUAUACACGAAACCAUAUAUAAUUUCUUUUCUCAGUGACACGAUUGUACUAAACAAACUUCAAUAUAAUACCAAUGGUGCCUACUCUUACCAACCA
This is a messenger RNA of Nicotiana attenuata, 1364 nucleotides long. RefSeq lists its product as uncharacterized. Gene Ontology annotation, cellular component: membrane. The coding region runs from base 210 to 1124 and encodes 304 amino acids. The transcript is spliced from 9 exons. The record is from RefSeq and is a predicted model, not a curated record. Lineage: Eukaryota; Viridiplantae; Streptophyta; Magnoliopsida; Solanales; Solanaceae.